Zeugodacus cucurbitae (melon fly) is the source of this 3424-nucleotide messenger RNA. It is a transcript of the gene DNAlig1, whose product is annotated as DNA ligase 1. The coding region runs from base 135 to 2660 and encodes 841 amino acids. The record is from RefSeq and is a predicted model, not a curated record. The transcript is spliced from 8 exons. NCBI's taxonomy places the organism in Eukaryota, Metazoa, Arthropoda, Insecta, Diptera, Tephritidae. Gene Ontology annotation, molecular function: DNA ligase (ATP) activity; DNA binding; ATP binding. Gene Ontology annotation, biological process: DNA repair; Okazaki fragment processing involved in mitotic DNA replication; DNA recombination. Gene Ontology annotation, cellular component: nucleus; mitochondrion.
GCAAUGUUAUUGAAACGACAUACAUUGUACACCCUGUGUUAACUUCACCACUCAAUUUAAAACGUUGCCGGCAAAUUUGCAAGUAUUUACAAUCUUUGUCAGCGAACUAACAACACAUUUGAAAUAAGGAAAAAAUGGCACAACGAUCAAUUACGUCAUUUUUUAAGCCAGCAGCUGGUACGGGAACUGAGGAAGCACCAAGCGCGAAACGCAGCAGACAGGAAAGCCCGCAGUCUAAUGGGAAGAUUGGUGAGCCCGAGAAAAAAGUUCAGAGGAAAUCUGAAGAAACGGACAAAAAAGAUACAAAGCCAAAUACACAGCGCAAUAGUGAACAUGACAAUACAAAGAAAACAUCACCAAAUGCGUUAAAAACAUCGCCUAAAAACAAAAAUAUAUCUACUAAGGAUAAGAAUGUGUCUCCUAAGAGCAAGAGUGUGACUCCUAAAAGCAAAAAAGAGUCUCCGAAGGAUAAGAAUGUGUCUCCAAAGAACAAUAAUAUAUCGCCUAAAAACAAGAAUAUAACGAGUCCUUUCAAAAAACAAAUAAGUGAUGUAAAAAAGGAGACCACCCAUGAAAACGACAACUUGGACAACAAAUCCACAAUUGAGGAAGUAAAGUCAGAGCCAAAAACGAGUAAUGAUGAUGAUUUGACUCAAAACUCAAGUAAGGAUGAUAAUGUGAGUGUUAAAAAACUUUCGGUGGAAGCCAAUCAGUGUGGUGCCGAAUACAAUCCGGCUUCUGCGAAAUAUCAUCCCAUAAAAGAUGCCUAUUGGAAAGCGAAACAAAGCACCCCAUAUUUGGCUUUGGCGAGAACUUUUGAAAUGAUUGAGGAUACCAAGGGACGUUAUAAAAUGGUUGAAAUAUUAGCGAAUUUCUUGAGCUCCGUGUUAUUAUUAAAUCCAGAUGAUUUAUUAUCAUGUAUUUAUUUAAGUAUAAAUCAAUUGGCACCAGCAUAUGAAGGGGUUGAACUCGGUGUUGCUGAAACUACAUUGAUGAAAGUCAUAGCUGUAUCUACUGGACGUGAACUGAAGUUUAUUAAAACACAAACACAGGAAAUCGGUGACUUAGGCAUUGUUGCUGAGCGUUCAAGAGUUUCACAACGUAUGAUGUUUACACCAAAACCACUCACUGUGCAAACUGUCUAUCAAAAAUUGCGUACAAUUGCAAACGCUUCGGGGAAAGCAAAAUCUCCAAUUAUACAUGACCUCUUUGUGGCAUCACGUUACUCGGAGGCGAGAUAUAUUAUACGUUCACUGAUUGGCAAGAUGCGUAUAGGAAUUGCGGAGAAGAGUUUAUUUCAAGCUUUAGCCACCGCAAUAGUGAGCAGUAGACCCUACGAUGAAAAUUAUAAAAAGAAAUCGAAACAAUCAGAAGCUGAUAUCAAAAAAGAUAUUGAGGACAUAACAUUUCUGCUGAAAACUGCUUAUUGUCAAUGUCCAAAUUUCGAUAAGAUCAUAACGACGUUACUUACACACGGCUUAGAUGAUUUACUGAAACACUGCUCCAUGGAACCGGGUGUGCCAUUGAAACCUAUGUUGGCGCAUCCCACACGUGGUGUAUCCGAGGUGAUGGAUCGUCUGAAGGGCAACAUCACAUGCGAAUGGAAAUACGAUGGCGAACGUGCACAAAUACAUCGCGACAAAAAUGGCAACGUCAAUAUAUACUCACGUAAUCAAGAGAACAACACCACCAAAUAUCCCGAUGUAAUAAAUCGUGUCGAUCACUUUAAGAAGGACACGGUACAAUCGUAUAUAGUUGACAGUGAAGUGGUCGCUUGGGAUAUUGAGCAGAAACAAAUACUACCCUUCCAAGUGUUGAGCACAAGGAAGAGGAAGAAUGUCGAUGUCGAGGAGAUUAAAGUGCAAGUUUGUGUUUAUGCAUUCGAUCUGUUGUAUCUGAAUGGCGAGGCGUUAACAUCGAAGAAUUUCUCCGAACGAAGACAAUUGUUGCGAGAUAAUUUCAAUGAAGUUGAAGGUGAAUUCCAAUUCGCAACUUCGUGUGACACCAAUGAGCCAGAUGACAUACAGGGUUUCUUGGAAAAUUCCAUUAAAGGUAAUUGUGAGGGUCUGAUGAUCAAAUCGCUGGAUAAUGAUGCAACCUAUGAGAUUGCAAAACGUUCACACAAAUGGCUGAAAUUGAAGAAGGAUUAUCUGACUGGCGUCGGUGAUUCGCUAGAUCUGGUUGUUAUUGGCGGUUACAUAGGAAAAGGCAAACGCACUGGUGUGUAUGGUGGCUUCUUACUGGCCUGCUACGAUGAUGAAAAUGAAGAAUAUCAAAGCAUAUGCAAAAUAGGCACAGGUCUGAACGAUGAGGAUUUGAGCACACAUGCCAAAUUCUUCAAAGAACACACAAUACCCGCACCGAAAUCAUAUUACCGUUUUGACACCACCUUAGUGCCCGACACCUGGUUUGAAGCGGUGCAAGUGUGGGAGGUCAAAUGUGCAGAUCUCUCACUGAGUCCCGUACAUAAAGCCGGCAUCGGUAUUAUUGAUCCUGAGAAAGGUAUUUCACUCAGAUUUCCACGUUUCAUACGUAUACGUGAUGACAAGUCCGCCGAGGAUGCCACAAGUGCGCAUCAAGUGGCUUAUAUGUAUCGCAAUCAGGAUCAAGUUAAAAAUCAAAAAUCCAACACAGCAGAGUUUGAUGAUGACUUCUACUGAGUAUACGUAUAUAAAUUGGUAAUAUAUUAAUUGUUUAGGGAAGCUUCAAAUGGCACACAAUGUUUGUUGCAAGUCAAGAAAUUCGUAAUAUUAACAAUUAUAAAAGGUUAGUAAGAUUUAUAUUUGCACAAUAAGUGGAUAGGGCACACUAUUAUAAGCUACUUUGUGUUGAAUUCCACAUUUCUCUUUUGAAAUCAAAACUAAUAAUUAAAAAAUUUAAUAGUACCCACAAAAAUUAAGUCUCUGUUUUAUAGUAGCUCAUAAUUUAUUAUUAUUUUGUUGUAGUUAUCGGUAAAGUUGUUAGCGCCCAAAUUAGUAAAUUUAAUAAUCCAAAAUUUCUCUAAAUUGUUUUCAAAUUUUUAAUGUGAGUUCAUAUAAUAACAAAUUCUGCAAUCUAUCUGCACACAAAAUUUCACUCUUAUAUCUCUUAAAUUAAGCGAGUUAUUUUGAAAUUUCUUUAUAGUUUAAAAAUAUAUAACUCUCUUUUUAACUUAUUUUUUUUUUUAAGAAAUUCUUUUAUAAAUAUUCUUAUUUGCUUAAUUUUCUGUUGACAAAAACGUUAAUCUUUGAAACAUCGAAAAUUGCGUCAAAAAAGUGCGACCAGAAGCAAAGUUACUAGCAUUUAGAGGUUGCUUAUGAUAUUCAGACUGAUCCUACAUAAUUGCGUUUUUCUCCGAAUUGCUUUUAAUGGUAGUAACAGCAACAAUUGAUCUGGUGUAUUUGUCGAAUACAUUCUGGCAUUUGAAGUAUUGUUUCAUUAUAAA